Messenger RNA from Menidia menidia (Atlantic silverside), 1096 nucleotides. The record is from the annotation of a GenBank genome assembly. NCBI's taxonomy places the organism in Eukaryota, Metazoa, Chordata, Actinopteri, Atheriniformes, Atherinopsidae.
UUCAAGGCGUACAUGGUGACGUCUUUCCCCAGCGACAGGAAGAUAAUCACACAUACACACAAAACAAAAAACGGCCUGACUCUGUUAGUACUUUGAGGUGUUUGUGCCCUAUUUUCUGGGUGAGUUGACAGAAUGGCCUUGGAAACGGUCCCCAAAGACCUGCGCCAUCUACGGGCUUGUCUUCGUUGCUCGCUCGUAAAGACUAUCGACCAGUUUGAAUACGACGGCUGUGACAACUGUGAGUCGUUUCUUCAGAUGAAGGGCAACAGAGAGAUGGUUUAUGAAUGCACGAGCUCCUCGUUUGAUGGGGUGAUAGCCAUGAUGAGCCCUGACGACAGCUGGGUGGCCAAAUGGCAGAGAAUUGGAACCUUCAAGCCUGGAGUUUACGCCGUGUCAGUAACUGGCAGACUACCUCCAGGUGUGGUGAGAGAGCUGAAAAGCAGAGGUGUGAUCUACAAGUCCAGAGACACAGCUGUGAAGUCAUAACCCCGACUUUUCCCCUGGCCCUGAUGAGCUGCAGCACCAUUUCCUUUAUGUUUUGUAUCAAACUGUUAACUUUUCAUUCUUUUAUGUUGUGAUUACUCCUAUAAACACAGGUUACAAGGCAAAAAAACUUAUUUGAGUAAUUGGAAAUGAAAUAAAGUUAUUUUAAAAAUGAAAUGUCAUUCAUCACUAAAAUAAGUUUAAAAAAAAAAGUUUAAUAUAUCCGCAUUGUGCCAGAUCUGACUGAUUUAGAGAUAGAAACGCACCAUUAAGAAUCACCUUUCUUACUUUAAGCAGCUUGUUAGUUGGUGAAAAGUGUGUAAUAGUGCCAGUUAUUCAGUGACUUUUCUUCUACAAUGUACAUCACCUAUUUAGUUCAAUAGACAAAUGUUUCUGGCCACCUUAAGAAUAGAACCUCAAGCUUCAGACCACUGAACAAGAAUUGAAUAAACAAGUAAACAUGUUAGCUCCAAGAUCUUCUCAGUAUGUCUGUAGAUUGUGCUUGUUUGAAAUGUCCUCUAUUUCCUCACAGAAGAAGGAAUUGGUGCUUUAGCAGACACGAGUAGGACGGGCUGCAGUAGCAACGCACUGGAGAGAGGAGGAGCUAUAGUCC